Momordica charantia (bitter melon) is the source of this 1293-nucleotide messenger RNA. RefSeq names its product proteasome subunit alpha type-6. Gene Ontology annotation, cellular component: proteasome core complex; proteasome core complex, alpha-subunit complex. Gene Ontology annotation, biological process: ubiquitin-dependent protein catabolic process. Lineage: Eukaryota; Viridiplantae; Streptophyta; Magnoliopsida; Cucurbitales; Cucurbitaceae. The record is from RefSeq and is a predicted model, not a curated record.
GAAAGAAAAAUUAAACUGCUGCUGCUGAUAAGAGUAUUCUUGGGGAGAAAGCUUUCUUUACAUCGCUCCUCCUUCUUAUCAGUCUUCUUCUCCUUCGCAUAAUUGAUAAUUCACUGAAAAACUGCGACCGAAGAAGCGGAAGAGGUUGAGCCCUAAGCCAUGAGUCGUGGAAGUGGAGGUGGAUACGAUCGCCACAUCACUAUUUUCUCGCCAGAAGGCCGUCUAUUUCAAGUUGAAUAUGCAUUUAAGGCUGUCAAGGCUGCUGGAAUUACUUCUAUUGGUGUUCGGGGUAAAGAUUCAGUUUGUGUUGUGACCCAAAAGAAGGUUCCGGAUAAGCUUUUGGAUCAAACAAGUGUCUCACAUCUUUUCCCCAUAACAAAGUACCUAGGGUUGUUAGCAACAGGCAUGACAGCUGAUGCCAGAACCUUGGUUCAGCAAGCAAGGAACGAAGCAGCUGAGUUUCGUUUUAGAUAUGGAUAUGAGAUGCCUGUGGAUGUAUUAGCUAAAUGGAUAGCUGACAAAUCUCAAAUCUAUACUCAGCAUGCUUAUAUGAGACCCCUUGGGGUAGUUGCCAUGGUUUUAGGCAUUGAUGAUGAGUAUGGACCCCGACUCUACAAAUGUGAUCCAGCUGGUCAUUUUUUUGGUCACAAGGCUACGAGUGUGGGAUUAAAGGAGCAGGAAUCAAUCAAUUUCUUAGAAAAGAAAAUGAAGAACGAUCCAGAGUUCACCUAUGAAGAGACUGUACAGACUGCAAUUUCAGCCCUCCAAUCGGUUCUGCAGGAGGACUUCAAGGCAAAUGAGAUUGAGGUUGGAGUGAUGAGGCAAGACAAUCCUGUGUUCAGAGUGUUGACAACCGAGGAGAUCGACGAGCAUUUGACUGCGAUAAGUGAACGUGACUGAAUUGAAUGGAGCCGAAAUGCUCUUUAACGGGCUCUUUGUAUCAGAUUAGUGUGUUUGAGUCUUGAGAUUAGUGUGUUUGUUUUGAGCAUAAAAGCCACUGCCACAAAAUCUGGAAGAAAUGCUGCCUUGUUUGUUCCUCCCCGUUUCUCCAUUUUUUUUUAAACACGUGGGGUAUGGAUUUGAACCCACGACUAAAGUAAAUGUCUUAACCAGUUGAGUUAUGUUCAGGUUCACUCGUUUCCAUCAUCCUUAAAUUGGUUCCAUUGUGUAGCUGUAGACGUUUCUAAGGUCAUUAUGCUGUUUAGUUUUGAGUUUGGACCCUUUUUUUUCUUUAUUUCUAUGCUGUGUUGCUAAUCCAACAUUUUAUAAUAUCCAGACUUUUGUUUAUUUCAA